Pecten maximus is the source of this 1164-nucleotide messenger RNA. RefSeq lists its product as uncharacterized. The record is from RefSeq and is a predicted model, not a curated record. Bases 381 to 1022 code for a protein of 213 amino acids. The transcript has 4 exons. NCBI's taxonomy places the organism in Eukaryota, Metazoa, Mollusca, Bivalvia, Pectinida, Pectinidae.
GCAUGUUUUGGGAAGUACAAAUUUCUGCUGUGUCCUAAUUGGUCUAUAAAAUAAUGGAAAUGCCAUAUUUUUUUUUAACACAAGAUUUUGAAUGUUCUCUGUUGAAAUAAAGAAGUAAAGUUAUACCUUGUCAAGAAUACAUAUUUCCUCAUUUUUUUUCAGCAUCUGAAUGUAGGGAGUGGCUCUUGCACUAUUCCAUCCCUGUAUUACACGAACUUCAAGACCAAAACAUUGCAGUUCAUUAUAGUUCAUUGUUGGUUUCUGCUUUGUUCCUGCUGAACAAGGAUUCUAUUUCCAGAGAUGAAAUCAACGAUGCCAAGGACUACAUUGAUACAUUCUGCAGUUUGUAUCCUACAUUUUACAACCCUGAAAAGCAGACCAUGAACAUCCACAUGCUGAAACAUCUGCCAGAAUUUGUCCUUCUUCAUGGUCCGCUUUUCCAUUACUCCUGUUUUGGAUUCGAAUCUAUGAACAACCAUCUCAAAAAUAUGAUACAUGGAACCCGUUUUGUCAAUGACCAAAUAAGCUUUGCAGUGGGAAUGAGCAAAUGUCUACCGGACUUGGUUAAGUCUGAAAUGAAAAAUUGUGGCCUGGAAGUAAAAUCUUUACUGCAGCUCUUAAGCACAAACCUUGAAAGCGAGUACACUGAAAACAGAGAACAUGUUCUUGGUGCUCUGAGAAAUUACACCUUGACAAGAAAGGAGAGGAAUUUAUUUGGAGAAGAUCCAGGACAUGUACUUAAAGCACACAGGGUUGCUUCCAAAAUUGGGACCAUUGAUUGUGAAGAAUACAAGAGGAGUCACAACAAGAACUCGCACAUCAUACAUUAUUAUCCAGAGAAAUAUGGCAGUGUCAAAUAUUUCUUAAAAACAGAAAAUGGUUUGGUUGCUGUUGUCAAUAGAUUUGAGGUAGAGCAGACAAUAUUGCUUGCCUUCAGCAGCAUAGACGAUGCUGCUCUAAAACAGAAUGAACUCAAAAUUUUGCCACAAUACAAACAAGUGGCUGAGAAUAGUAGGAGUUAGUUCCUGUUAGAAACAUUAUCUGUAAAUGCAUCCUCGUCAAAUGUCUACCAAACAAAAAACUUAUUUCCAUUCCAUCUAACAUGCUUGAACACAACUAAGUUGCAUCUGUAUUACAUUGAAUUAUUACUUAGAAACUUGAAAA